Molecule: messenger RNA, 1005 nt
Organism: Rubroshorea leprosula
Lineage: Eukaryota; Viridiplantae; Streptophyta; Magnoliopsida; Malvales; Dipterocarpaceae
Source: the annotation of a GenBank genome assembly
CUCUUCCUUCCCAAACAAUUCAAAAACUACUCUUCUCCUUUCUACCUUUCCACAGCACCUCGGAGUUUCUCCCCUCGUCAUUACCCGGUCUACACCUGGCCGGACCGACCUGAUCUUCCGUUGAAAAUUGAAACGACAAUCAUGAAUACUGAAUAUGACUAUUUGUUCAAACUUUUGCUAAUUGGAGAUUCUGGAGUUGGCAAAUCCUGUCUUCUUCUGAGAUUUGCUGAUGAUUCAUAUCUGGACAGUUAUAUUAGCACAAUUGGCGUGGACUUUAAAAUACGCACUGUUGAGCAGGAUGGGAAGACUAUAAAGCUGCAAAUUUGGGACACUGCAGGGCAAGAACGGUUUAGGACCAUCACCAGUAGCUACUACCGUGGAGCACAUGGCAUUAUAAUUGUUUACGAUGUAACCGACCAGGAGAGUUUCAAUAAUGUUAAACAAUGGUUGAAUGAAAUUGAUCGUUAUGCAAGUGAGAACGUGAACAAGCUUCUGGUUGGAAACAAGUGUGACCUUACUGCUAACAAAGUAGUGUCUUAUGAAACAGCCAAGGCAUUUGCGGAUGAAAUUGGCAUCCCCUUCAUGGAGACCAGUGCAAAGAAUGCCACCAAUGUUGAGGAGGCUUUCAUGGCAAUGGCAGCUGAUAUUAAGAAUAGGAUGGCAAGUCAACCAGCAAAUGAUGCCAGGCCUCCAACAGUGCAGAUACGGGGUCAACCUGUUAACCAGAAGUCUGGCUGCUGCUCUUCUUAAUCGGUUAAUCCAUUUUCCCUUACUGGACUUUGUUUUCUCAGUUGUUUGUAAGCUGUUCUGAAAUUUAUUUCUUUUUCAGUUUAUUACAUUAUUAAAUUGUUUGUACAAAAGUUUCUGUUGCUUGAUAGUUGUUACUGUUAUACUACUUCUAUCCCAAAAUAAGUAGUGUUUUUAUUGGGAAUUUUUCCAAAAUUUGUUAUCCUUAUUUGGAACAGCUGUUAAGAGAUAUACAAUCCGCUCGAUGUUGCUUGUCAA